This is a messenger RNA of Salvia hispanica, 1749 nucleotides long. RefSeq names its product putative carotenoid cleavage dioxygenase 4, chloroplastic. Gene Ontology annotation, molecular function: carotenoid dioxygenase activity. Lineage: Eukaryota; Viridiplantae; Streptophyta; Magnoliopsida; Lamiales; Lamiaceae. The record is from RefSeq and is a predicted model, not a curated record. Gene Ontology annotation, biological process: carotene catabolic process. Gene Ontology annotation, cellular component: chloroplast stroma.
AUGGAAACCCUAAAUUCCAGUUUUCUCCCAAAACAAACCAUUCCAUCAUUUAAAAUCCACCAAAAACUCAACCAAAAACUCAAGAUCAUCACAGCAAACUCUUGUUUUACAACUUCUCAUCCCAAAAAAAACCCUGAAACUCUCAAAAGUCCACCCACCAAAAAGAGAAGAAACCAAUCCUUCCUUGCAACCAUCUUCAACAACCUAGACCACUUGAUAUGCACCUUCCUAGACCCACCCCUCCGCCCGGCCAUCGACCCGAACCACGUCCUCUCCGGCAGCCUAGCUCCCGUGUCGGAGCUCCCACCCACCCCAUGCACCGUAACGGAGGGCUCCCUCCCGCCCUGCCUCGACGGCGCCUACAUCCGCAACGGCCCAAACCCUCACUUCACCCCGAAGAGCCGACCCUACCACUUCCUCGACGGCGACGGGAUGCUCCACGUCAUCAAAAUAUCUCAAGGCAAACCACCCACCUUCUGCUGCCGCUACGUCAGCACGCACAAACACGCAGCCGAGCGUGACGCCGGCUACCCCUUCGUCCCCAGCGUCUUCUCCUCCUUCACCUGCACCGCGGCCUCCACCGCCCGCGCCGCGCUCCUCGCGGCCCGCGUGAUCUCCGGCCAGCUCGAUCCGGCCAAUUGCGGCUUCGGCGCCGCAAACACGAGCCUAGCCCUAAUUUCCGGCCGCCUCUUCGCCCUCUGCGAGUCCGAUCUCCCCUACGCCGUUGAAUUGACGGCGGAGGGGGAUUUGAAAACCCUAGGCCGCCACGGCUUCGGAUCCGCUGCCGACGAUCCGUUUUCGACGAUGACAGCGCAUCCGAAGAUCGAUCCGAUCACCGGAGAAGCCUUCGCGUUCGCUUACAACAUCGCGCCGCCGUUCCUGACGUUCUUCCGGAUAGAUUCCGGCGGUAGAAAGCGAACGAAUGUGCCGAUUUUCUCCAUGGAGAGCUUUUCGUGCGCUCAUGAUUUCGCCGUGACGGCGAAUUACGCCGUCUUCUUCGACAUCCAGAUCACGGCGAACCCGUGGUGGAUUUUGCGGGGGAGGCCUCCGAUGGGGGCGGACACGGCGAAGGUGGCGCGGCUGGGGAUUAUUCCGAGAUACGCGGAGGACGAGAAGGAUAUGCGGUGGAUUGAGGCGCCGGAGCUAAAUGUGCUGCACUGUGUGAAUGCCUGGGAGGAAGACGACGAUGCCGCAGCCAUAACUAUGGUGGUGUCGAAUGCAACGUCGGUGGAGAAUGUGCUCGAGCGAAUCGAUUUAGCAGAGCUGAAGAUGGAGAAGAUCACGGUGAAUCUGGAGACGGCAACGUUGGAGAGACGACAGCUGUCGAAGAAACCUCUUGAUUUCGCAGUAAUCAAUCCGGCUUAUGCGGCUAAGGAAAAUAGGUAUGUGUAUGCGGUAAUACUAGGAAAGCAGACGGGGAUUGGGGUUGUGAAGCUAGACUUAAGCAUGGAGGGUGGCGAGGAAUGCACGGUGGCUAGCCGUUUGUACGGGCCGGGCUGCUACGGUGGCGAACCAUUUUUCGUGGCAAGGGAUCCGGAAAAUUCGGCAGCAGAGGAGGAUGAUGGUUAUUUGGUGACAUACGUGCAUGAUGAAAAUGCUCAAGAGUCAAAGUUUUUGGUUAUGGAUGCAAAGUCGUCUACCCUGGACAUUGUUGCAGCCGUCAAGCUGCCACAACGGGUGCCUGGUGGCUUCCACGGCCUCUUUUUGUCGGAACUCGAACUUCAUAAAAUCCGGAUGGCAUCAUCCUAA